Molecule: messenger RNA, 352 nt
Organism: Alexandromys fortis (reed vole)
Lineage: Eukaryota; Metazoa; Chordata; Mammalia; Rodentia; Cricetidae
Gene: Pde6h
Product: phosphodiesterase 6H
Exons: 3
Coding region: 1-252 (83 amino acids)
Biological process (GO): visual perception; positive regulation of G protein-coupled receptor signaling pathway; positive regulation of epidermal growth factor receptor signaling pathway
Cellular component (GO): photoreceptor outer segment membrane
Molecular function (GO): 3',5'-cyclic-nucleotide phosphodiesterase activity; cGMP binding
Source: RefSeq, a predicted model, not a curated record
AUGGCUGACACCACUGCUCUGGGCCCUCCAGCACCGAGCCAGGGUCCUAUUACCCCGCGCAAAGGUCCCCCCAAGUUCAAACAGAGACAGACCCGGCAGUUCAAGAGCAAGCCUCCCAAGAAAGGCGUGAAAGGGUUUGGAGAUGACAUCCCAGGCAUGGAGGGGCUAGGAACAGACAUCACAGUGAUCUGUCCCUGGGAAGCAUUCAGCCACCUGGAACUGCACGAACUCGCUCAGUUCGGGAUUAUAUGAAGAGUCCAGAGGCUCAGCUUCUCUCAAGAGCAUCUGCUAUGGAUGUUUUUACAUCUUGAGAGCCAGUAUUUGGAAGGAAUUUCUUUGACAUAUAUGGUCA